Molecule: messenger RNA, 759 nt
Organism: Capsicum annuum
Lineage: Eukaryota; Viridiplantae; Streptophyta; Magnoliopsida; Solanales; Solanaceae
Product: protein PopA1-like
Exons: 4
Coding region: 1-759 (252 amino acids)
Source: RefSeq, a predicted model, not a curated record
AUGGUGUUUGUAGUAUUGUUGGUAGCUGUUGGUGGUGGUGUCGGUAUUGGUGGUCUUGGUGGUGGUAUCAGUGGUAUUGGUGGCAUUAGUGGUGGUAUUAGUGGUUUUUGUGGUAUUCUUGGUGCUCUUGGUGGUGGUAUUGGUAGUCUUCGUGGUAUAGUUGGUGGUUUUGGUGGCAGUGGUGGUCAUCUUGGUGGUGGUGGUGGUGGUGGUCUUGGUCUUGUUGAUACAAUAGCAGAACCAACAGUGAAGUUAAUCAAGAAGAAAUUGGAUGGAGCAAUAGCCAUAAGAAGAGCAAUUAGGCAAGGUCUACCUAAUUUUGAGGCUCUUCAUGACCAAUAUACGGUAACAAAUUCCAAUGCUUCUUCUGGGGGAAUUACUGGUGGAGUUGUUGAUAUUGGUGGCAGCCAUCUUGAUGCUGAUACCGAUGCCAGUCGUGAUGAUGAGCAUGAGUCUAGGACGUGUAUUAGUCCCAGUGUGGUUGAUCAUCCUCUCGGACCAGCUACUGAUCAUCGCCUUGGUAAGCUAUUGCCUCACCAACUAGCUAAUCAGACGCGAGCCCCUCCUCGGGUGGAUUCCUCCCUUUGCUCCUCAGCCUAUGGGGUAUUAGCAGCCAUUUCCAACUGUUGUUCUCCCCCAAGGACAGGUUCUUACGCGUUACUCAUCCGUCUGCCAUUGGAAACACCAUUUCCCGUCCGACUUGCAUGUGUUAAGCAUACCGCCAGCGUUUAUCCUGAGCUAAGAUCUAACUCUCCAUGA